Messenger RNA from Chelmon rostratus (copperband butterflyfish), 3877 nucleotides. It is a transcript of the gene calcrlb, whose product is annotated as calcitonin receptor-like b. Gene Ontology annotation, molecular function: adrenomedullin receptor activity; calcitonin gene-related peptide receptor activity; calcitonin receptor activity. Gene Ontology annotation, cellular component: plasma membrane. The transcript is spliced from 13 exons. Lineage: Eukaryota; Metazoa; Chordata; Actinopteri; Chaetodontiformes; Chaetodontidae. The record is from RefSeq and is a predicted model, not a curated record. The coding region runs from base 142 to 1557 and encodes 471 amino acids. Gene Ontology annotation, biological process: cell surface receptor signaling pathway; adenylate cyclase-activating G protein-coupled receptor signaling pathway; angiogenesis.
UGUGAAGCACAUACACUGAAGGACUACUCUUGGCGAAGUCACGCAAAUUGUUCUUUUCCCACAACAGUGACCUAUCAGACUGAAGGAUAACUCUCUUCAAGAGGUGGUCUUAUUAUUUUUCAGCUGCUGCAAAGAAUACCCAUGAUGAUCAGAGGGCAGAUGGAUCUAAACUGCCUCAUGUUUCUCCUGGUCCUCUUCUCCCUCAAUAAGCUGCUCGUGGCCACAAGCCCUGAAGGUGACUACCAGGAGCAUCUGAAUCACCGGGGUGAACAUCAGGCGACACGGAACCAAAUUGCCAUGGCCCAGUACGAAUGCUUUCAGCGGAUUGUGAAAGAAUCCCACCGCAAAACAAAAACAAUAGCAGGGACAGAGUGCAACAGGACAUGGGAUGGGUGGCUGUGCUGGGAUGAAACUGAAGCUGGGAUAACAACAGUGCAGAGCUGUCCAGACUAUUAUAACGAUUUUGACCCUCAUGCGGUAGCAUCCAAAGUCUGCACAGAGACGGGGGACUGGGGACGCCACCCGGAGAGCAACAGGAUAUGGACAAACUUCACAAACUGCAAAGCCAACACCACAAAUCAUAGAACAGCGGCAAUGACUCACUUCUACUUGGUUAUGAUUGGUCAUGGGCUGUCGCUGGUAUCAUUGCUUAUAUCUUUAGGAAUAUUCUUCCAUUUUAAGAGUCUGAGCUGUCAGAGGAUCACCCUCCAUAAAAACCUCUUCCUCUCCUUUGUGCUAAACUCAGUCAUCACCGUCGUCUGGCUUACAACAGUGGUGAAGAAACAGGGCCACACGUAUAACGAUUCUGCCAGUUGUAAGCUGCUCAUGUUCAUCCACCUCUAUCUGCUGAGCUGUAACUACUUCUGGAUGCUUUGCGAGGGCAUCUACCUGCACACGCUGAUUGUUGUGGCAGUGUUUGCAGAAAAACAACAUCUCAUGUGGUAUUAUCUGCUCGGGUGGGGCUUUCCACUCGUGCCAGCGGUGAUACAUUCGAUAGCGCGCCACUGCUACUACAACGACAAAUGUUGGGUCAGCUCAGACACUUCCUUGCUGUACAUUAUCCACGGCCCCAUCUGCGCCGCACUGGUGGUAAAUCUUUUCUUCCUGCUGAACAUCGUGCGGGUUCUCAUCACCAAAUUGCGGGUGACGCACCAGGCUGAGUCCAGCCUCUACAUGAGGGCUGUGAGAGCCACCCUCAUCCUCAUCCCUCUGCUCGGCAUCCAGUUUGUCCUGCUCCCUUACAAGCCCCACGAUCACUGGGUCUCCGAGAUCUACCUGUACAUCAUGGAAAUCCUCAUGCACUACCAGGGUCUCUUGGUUUCUACAAUAUUCUGCUUCUUCAACGGGGAGGUCCAGAGCGUUCUUCGGAGACACUGGAAUCAGCAGCGGAUGCAGUUCGCCGGCACGUUCGCCAACGCUGACUUCUUCCGCUCGGCCUCCUAUGUGGCGUCAUCGCUGACGGAAGUCCACCGCUGCUACAGCAUCGAAAGCCACACCGAGCACAUGAACGGCAAGAGCUACUCAGACAUAUUCAGAUCGGACAGCCCUUUUGUGUGAAGUCGGCCCUCCACGUACGACACCUGAGGCUGUUUCUUUGACUUCUCCCAAGAUGUUACGAAGAUUGAGGUCAAUGUUUGGUCGCAUGGAGUUGUGCGACUGUUCAUGGCUACUGAGUACAAACAUUUCUUUCACUUGAUAUUUUUCCAUCUCCCAGCCAAGCAAACUCACAUAUUUUACUUUUUUGAUUUUUUUUUCAUGAAUAUUACCAAAACAGAAGGAGCUUGAGACCGAAGACGCUGUUUUAUCGUCAUUAUUUCUGCCCCAUAAAUAUUCAAAGGAGCUGUUGCCGGAUAUAAGGAAGACCCAAUGAAUCAACCAGCCUCAUUGUAAAGCAUUAAUGCGAGGAAUUAAUGAUUUUUUGUAAGUGUGGAAUAAACUUGACAAGCCCUCGGUAAACAAGAAGCUGUUCUGUUGAACUAACUGCUACAGUUCUGACUUUUCUGGGUAUACUGUAUUGAUGCCAUUUAAAAAUAGGUUGUUCUUGUCAAGGGUAUUGUGGACCCUGUUGAACCACCUCUCAAAAUUCAGUUGUAGGCACAUAACACUGCGGUAGAAUUUAAGUUGCUGGGAGUUAGCCUAGUGGCUAGCUUCAAUAGCAAAGCAGGAGCGGGUCAAGCGGUGGCCAGUUAGCCUCUUUCUGCUGAGACAGGCAAACUUUGCGCCUUCAGGAACGUAAAAGAACGAACAACAAUGAAUUCUGUGUUUGGUACCUUACAGAAUUACUCAUGUAUAAUGUAGAAAAUUACAAACACAAAAAAAACAGGAAAUAAACAGCUAGCUUGCUUUGCUAAAUGUCAUCCUGCGUUAGCUGCUUCUCAAAUGAAAGGCAUUCAACUCAAAAUUUGGGGUGAAUGAAAAGAGUUAUCUAUUGAUGUAUUAUUUCCUUUAGCUAAGUUAAAAACAAACAAUGAGUUUCACAAUAAGAAACAGACGCUUACGUUGUCACAUCUGGCUUGACGACAGCUGCAGUGUCUUUUAAGCUAAUGAGCCGUUUGGCUCACUGUGUUUGUUGCUUCACAUCUGAUUAUUCCAAAAUGCUGGAGAGGUUGUAGUCACAGAGGAAAAUAUGACUGAAAAGUGUAUGUGUUUGUACAUAUAUUUGAAUGUGUAUGGAUAUGACAUCUAUCAAGGCACAGAAUAUGAUUUUUUUUUAUUUUGACAUCUUGUAUGCAACAUCCUUUGUAUAAUUUUCAAGUCAGCAAGUGAACACAUCAUUGUAUAUUACUUAUUAGUUCACAAACUGCAGCUGGUUACUUAACAGUAUAAAGAGUGAAAAUGCCAAGUUGCAUGUUUUUAGAUGAAUUAUCUAAAGAUUUUUGUGUCUACAAAAGAAAUUCAGCAGGAACUGACUUAUUCUGAUUCACUGAUUUGACUCUUUUUACACUGAUAACUAUUAGCUGUAGUCAUAACACAUUCAGUAAACCCUCAAUAUGUGUGAAGAUAACUUUUCCUGUCAGACAGCUGCUGGUUUCAGCUUUCCAAUACAGGAAUUAUUAUCAGUCUCUCAUGCAACACUAAUAUUAACUUACUGUUGUUUUAAAUCACCCAAAGAGAAAAAAUAAUCAAGAUUUUUGUUGAGAAAUAGAUGAGAAGAUUGAUACCACUCUCAUGCCUGUCUGCACAAUAUGAAGCUACAGACACCGGUUAGCUUAGCUUUGCAUAAGUACUGGAAACGGGGAAAUGGCUCGCUUGACUCUGUCCAAACAAAAUCCAUGUUUACCAGCUGCUGGCUGUAGCUUUACACUGUACACACAUGAGAAUGCUAUCUCUCUUUUCAUCUGACUUUCAACAAGAAAACCAGUACGAAUAUUUUCCAAAAGGUCAAACGAUAUCUGAAAACUCUUUACAAGUCUAACUUGGGUUUGCAGACAUCUCUAUUACUUUGCAAGACAGAGAAUAUUAGUGAUAACAGGGAUUUGUAUUGCUAUUAACAUGGGCUACAGUGGAAAAAAAAAACAAAUACACAUAUUUGUACUGAAACUUUCUCAACUCAAAGUUCACUUACUUGCUUUCUCUGGAGCUUUUAAACAUAUUUUAUUGCCUUGCCAAUGGAACUUCUCCAGGCCUUUACAUCCGUCUCAUUAUAGUUCCUUUUGCUGAAGAAGUCCAUGGGGCCAAAUCUAGUAAGUGAACCUUGAGUUAAGAAUCUAUUAUCCCAUGUUUGAGCUGUUCCAGGUUUUAUGCAUUUUCUUAUGUCUGAAGAUUAUUUUAGUCCUGGUCUGAAUCUUAUUUUCCUUUUUUUUUUAGCAUAGUUUUGUCAAUAAAUCCAGACAAUGCUUGUUCAUACUGAAGUAAUAAUGCUGUAAAUAAAAACAAG